UUCCGGGAUGAGAAGGAAGCCGGGGGGCUGCGAUGAGCGAUAUCGUGGAGAAGACCCUGACGGCGCUGCCUGGGCUCUUUCUACAGCACCAGGCGGCCGGCGGCUCCGGGGUGCCCAGGGUGUCCGUCUCCUCCCGGCUGGGCAGCCUCAUCCGCAGCAUCACCGCGCUCACGUCCAAGCACGAGGAAGAGAAAUUAAUUCAGCAGGAACUGGCUAAUCUAAAGGCAACUGUUUCUGCACCCGGUACCACAUUGAGACUGAUGAAGGAAUGUAUGGUGAGACUUAUAUAUUGUGAAAUGCUUGGGUAUGAAUCUUCCUUUGGCUAUAUACAUGCUAUCAAAUUGGCUCAACAAGGAAAUCUCUUGGAGAAGAGAGUUGGUUAUUUGGCAGUUUCUUUAUUUCUACAUGAAAACCAUGAAUUGUUGCUUCUCCUUGUGAAUACGGUUGUAAAGGACUUGCAGAGCACAAACUUGGUGGAAGUAUGCAUGGCGCUUACCAUCGUCAGUCAGAUCUUUCCUCGAGAAAUGAUUCCUGCUGUUCUUCCACUUAUAGAGGACAAGUUACAACAUUCUAA
Vombatus ursinus (common wombat) is the source of this 574-nucleotide messenger RNA. RefSeq names its product AP-4 complex subunit epsilon-1-like. Gene Ontology annotation, biological process: intracellular protein transport; receptor-mediated endocytosis. The transcript is spliced from 5 exons. The annotation marks the transcript as partial. The record is from RefSeq and is a predicted model, not a curated record. Gene Ontology annotation, cellular component: membrane coat; AP-4 adaptor complex. Gene Ontology annotation, molecular function: cargo adaptor activity. Lineage: Eukaryota; Metazoa; Chordata; Mammalia; Diprotodontia; Vombatidae.